CGGCGGAGGGCGCCAUUCCCGUCCCGCCCCGUCCCGUCCCGCCCGUCAGCGGGGGAAGGGGCCCACACCGGCCCCCCGCGCUGCUCAGCCCCCCGGGCCCAUCGAUAUGCUCCCAUGGACCAGAUUAGAUCACUGAUCACCGGGGAGACUCCUCAGGGAUGCUUCCCCUGAGACUCGUGUCAUUUUGAACUGAUGAAAACGAAUCCAGUCGAGGCAGUUUAAAUCAUCCGGAGGGGGCUGAGUCCCCCCUCCCCACAAAUGUGUGGAAAGUCGUAAAACAAAUUUCCAGGCCACGAAGCGGCUCGAUUCCCCCCCCGUGGGAAAGAUGGCGAGAUCCCGAUCCCGAUCGCCCAGGUGGAAACAGAGGUCCCUGUCGCCAGCCUUCAGGAGUCCAGAACGAUACAGGCAGAGACAGUCUCACGGCGGUUACGACUGUGACUACAAAGGGUUCAGGAAGGACCCCAAGAGACCCCCGCUCCGGCGGGCGGACGGCGAGAAGUACGGGCCGAACGACCCGAGGGUCCCGGCCCACGGCGGCGCCCACCAGAGAGUUUACGAGCCCCGCUCCCCUUCGCCGGCUGGCCAGGGCCUUUCUUUAGAAGACGCGUACGGUUACAAGCCUCCUCGGGGCUACUCUCCGGAACGGGGCGACGGAGCCAGGAGGUACCAGUCGGCGCCCAAGUACCCCGGGGGGAUCCCCCCCAAGGAACACGAGCGCCAUUUCUAUGGCCCCAAGCCCCAAGGGAGGUACCCCCACGAGGAAGCCAGAGGUCCCGGAAGUGGGAAAGGAGGGCAGCCUUUCCACAGGUCCCCGACGGAGUCCUUCCCGUUCCAGGGGCCCUGGCCCCAAGAGGGCUCGAGGGCCCCGAGGACACAAGACGACGACCAGUACGAUCAGGCGCCCCGAAGAGGCUCCGAGGAAUCUCUGGCCAGGAGCUCUUUCCCGAAGAGGUAUCCUAAGGAGGAGCGCGAUGUCAGAGAGCUGGGGCCCACGUCCAAGAGAACAAAAGAAGGUCCGGAGAGGUACGAGACCCGGGGUCCGCCCAGGCCCGCCCCGUGGAGGGACGAGCACGCCCUCCCGCCCUACCCGGAGCCCGCGGGAGCGAGGAGCCACGGCCCCGCGGCCCGCCGCUCCGCCGAACAGGACCACGCCGCCGAAGGCCCCGGCCCCCCGGGCUCAUACGAUUACCGGCACCGGCACCCCAAGCCCUCGGCCGCGGAGCCGGCCUUUUCCGACGGGAGAGGGCCCAAGCCCGCCAAGCAGGAAGAGCGGAAAUACAGUUCCCCGAAAGGGCCUCCGGCCGGCGGCGACCGGGAGACGGACGGUUUGAGUGGCGGAAGAGCCCGCCGGACCGAGGGAGGGCCGCCGGACGGAUCGGCGAAAUACGGCUCUCCGAAGGACUCGGGCGGGGGCCCGGGCCAGUACCGGAACGACGUCGGCCCGAGGCCCUUCCACGACCCGCCCAGGGACAGAGGCAGGAAAGGAGGCGAGUUCAGGAAGGAGCAAGGGUCUCCUGACGGCCAGCGGGACCCAGGCCACAGAGCUUUCUGCCCCAAGACGUCCACCGUCAGGCACGGACCGCAGUCACUCACCGUCAAAGUGGACCUAAAGCAGCCCGGAGCUCAGACCAGGAGAACCAAAAACUUCCAUACAGUGUUUGAGCAUCUCGACUCUGCCCCGCUGAAUGUUGAGAACAUGCCGACAAGCGAAUUUACUCAGGAAAUCAUCACAAUCAUCCAUCAAAUUAAAGCAAAUUAUUUUCCACCUUCUGACCUUACUUUACAUGAGCGCUUCUCAAAAAUGCAGGAUACCCAAGCUCUGAAUAGAAACGCGUUGAAAAUGAAUCCAGACCCCGAAAUCCACAGGAGAAUCGAUAUGUCUCUGGCUGAGCUUCAGAAUAAACGAACUACAAUAUGUGAACUUGUACAGCCUGCCGUCCGUAUACUAGAGGAUCCAAACGAUCUUCGACAUGACAUCGAGAGGAGGAGGAUGGAGAGGUUGCAGAAUGAAGAUGAGCGAUUGUUUUACCUGGGUGAUACCAUGGAGAGGAAUGGCCAGAACACUCACACUGAUGGAUUUAAAAAGCCUAUAAGGUUUAUGAAACGUCCUUUCAGGAAAUUUAUUCGGAAACCUUAUAUGAAUACUUAUUUUGGCAUGAAAGCAAAUGACAUCUUUGCUCCUAAAUCAUUUGGAGAAGAUUGGGAAAACCCAGGAGCCAUUAGAAGACCUUUUAAGAGCAACCUUACGGAUGGCCGAUUCCAAUCCCAGUAUAAAUCAGGCCUAGUACGGAAGGGUUUAUAUUUUCAAGCCAAAUACCAGCAUUUGCGUUGGGCUGGCUCAAGAGGAUUCACCACUGAUAAAUGCAGAGAAGAAUUUCUGAGGAAAGGAAAGGAGCAUCCUGGCAUCGCCAUGGAAAUCUAACCCGGAACGUGAUCGGAGACUAGAUGACACUACAGAAGAUUCUGUUGCUCUUCGACAACUCCUUUGGUCAGGAGUUAUCAUAGAAAAUUGGCACUAAUACUGUAACUUUCUUGAUAAGAUAACUUUAUUUUUCAGUAGUGGAACGCUGCAACUUUUUUACAGCUAACGAUUGCUUUUAAAUUACGGUAUUCAAUUGGGAAGUUAGCGUAACUUUGGUUUCUUUUGCAAAAAAAAAAACAAACUCAAAGAAUCACUUGAAGGGAAUUUAUUUAUUGAUACCAUUUUCUCUGAGCAUGGUUUUAUGGAUAGAACUUGUUGAGUUGUUAUAUCGAGAGGUUUAUAUGUUGAAAGUUUAUUGCUUAUGUAAUAAAAACCAAAACGAACAAACAAACAAAAAACCAAUCCAAGCGUCUGAAUUGUUUAGUGAUUGUAAAGAAGCUCAGAACUCUGAAAAAUUACCUUACGAGUUCCCUGGCUUCCACUGAUUUGUUUUUUUCUAAAUGAAGUAUUUUCUUUGUAUCUCUGGUGAACUCUUAAGGUCUGUGAUUUGCAGUUCUCACCUUUCCUACUAAGCAUAAUAGAGGAAGCCAAGAAAAGCAGGGAGCUGAGGUAGUUUGUGAUGAUAGUUAAAGCUACACAUUAAGAAAUUCACAUUUGUGUAACGGAUAAAUGGUCAUUUUUCAGAUCUAUCGCUCUCCUUCAGUGCUGUUGCUCCAAUUCGAAGGCCAGGGCGUUUUGUAAUCAGUGAUCUUUAAGUUCCUUUUUUAUAGGUAAGUUGUACAUGAGCUAAAUUUCUAAAGCAGGUUUUCUUAUUAAAUUGAAUUUUGAGUAGUUUUUUUUUUUAUAGAGAGGUUCAGUUUAUACGGUUUUAAAAAUCCCACAUUUUGAAAGAGCACAUCCUUUACGAUGUAAGCUGCUGCCAAGAUCUAGGUGUUGGGUGUGGGUUUAAAUGAAGUUCACAUCUCCGUUCUGCAUCGCCAGUUGCCAGAUUUAUUCGCAGCUUAGAUCUGCUCUUUUAGAGUCUGUCGAGCUCUGUCUUCAGAUGAAAGUAAAAACAUUCAGUUAUUCUUGCAAGGAGCAGGAGCAGAAGGGCAUCUUUUUGUAGUUUAAUUUAGUCUCUCAAUCAGGCCCGGUAGGUACGUGGCUCAUGUUCAGAAACGGCAUGUACUGGAUGGAAAUAUAAAAGUGAAGGUGCGUUCUUUCAUGGUGACUUAAUGGACGAAGGGAGUUUAUCUGCAAGUAUUUAAUGACGUGCAAUGUAUCCUUUGAGGAAGGGAGUGAAUUGUUGUCGGGGGUGGGGGAUGGCACGGAGGGAGAUGUUCGUAAAAUGGAAGUGACUUUGUGGAAUAAGAGCUCUUGCUAAUGCAGCGUUAAUCAGGUAAUAAAUGCAGGUAUGUUGUUUCCGUUCAA
Messenger RNA from Tachyglossus aculeatus (Australian echidna), 3832 nucleotides. RefSeq names its product BCLAF1 and THRAP3 family member 3 (gene BCLAF3). Gene Ontology annotation, biological process: positive regulation of transcription by RNA polymerase II. The transcript has 13 exons. NCBI's taxonomy places the organism in Eukaryota, Metazoa, Chordata, Mammalia, Monotremata, Tachyglossidae. Bases 326 to 2422 code for a protein of 698 amino acids. Gene Ontology annotation, molecular function: transcription coregulator activity; DNA binding. Gene Ontology annotation, cellular component: mediator complex. The record is from RefSeq and is a predicted model, not a curated record.